Molecule: messenger RNA, 3889 nt
Organism: Polyodon spathula (Mississippi paddlefish)
Lineage: Eukaryota; Metazoa; Chordata; Actinopteri; Acipenseriformes; Polyodontidae
Product: 5' exonuclease Apollo-like
Exons: 5
Coding region: 196-2115 (639 amino acids)
Biological process (GO): double-strand break repair via nonhomologous end joining; interstrand cross-link repair; protection from non-homologous end joining at telomere
Molecular function (GO): damaged DNA binding; 5'-3' DNA exonuclease activity
Source: RefSeq, a predicted model, not a curated record
AAAAAGCAAUGGCGCGGGUUUGCAAGCCUGCAGUGAUUCUCAGAAGAAGCGCUCAUUCUCUUCACAAUCUCGGGCGUGCUGCUUUUUAUUAAUGCAUUGGGAUUAUUAGACUGUGUUUAUUUUCUAGGGCAUGUAAAGCAGCCCGCUGUAGUAUCUCCUGACUGGCUUCACACGGGCAGGUGUGUUUUUGGAGAAAUGAACGGGUCGGUCAUCCCCCACACCCCGCUAGCCGUGGACUUCUGGCAGGUGCGGAAAUGCAGCCAGGCGCGCCUGUUCUUCCUCUCUCACAUGCACGCAGACCACACCAGCGGCCUGACUUCCACCUGGAGCAACAGAGCCAUCUACUGCUCGCCUCUCACCGCCAAGCUGCUCCGAUUAAAGCUACAGGUGAAGGACAGGUGGAUCCACCCCCUGGAGGUGGGACAGGCCCACCUGCUGCCCCUGGAUGAGAUGGGCAAGGAGACGAUGACAGUCACCCUGAUCGAUGCCAACCACUGCCCGGGCUCCGUCAUGUUCCUGUUUGAGGGCUACUUUGGCACCAUACUCUACACAGGUGAUUUCCGCUACACCCCGUUGAUGCUGAGGGAGCCGUGUCUCAGUAAGCACAAGCAGAUUGACGUGCUCUACCUGGACAACACCAACGCGAGCCGAGACCGGGUCCUGCCGUCCCGGAGCCAGGCCACCCAGAGGAUCAAAGAGCUCAUCCGCCAGCACCCCGAGCACGACAUUGUCAUCGGCCUUUACAAACUGGGCAAGGAGUCUCUGCUGGUGGAGCUGGCGUUGGAGUUCCAGUCGUGGGUGGUGGUGAGCCCUGAGCGGAUGGAGACCAUGCGUGUGCUGGGCCUCCCGGACGUGUUUGUCACAGAGGAGGGGGCUGGCAGAUUCAGAGUGGUGGAGCAGAGACAGGUCAAGCACUCCGCCCUGAUUCAGUGGAACACCCAGCACCCAACCCUGGCCAUCCUGCCCACCAGCCGCCCGCUGACCCCCUGGCACUGCAACCUGCACGUAGUGCCCUACUCCGACCACUCCUCCUUCCAGGAGCUGGAGGAAUUUGUCUUGGCCCUGGAGCCCGGCUCUGUGAUCCCCAUCGUCAGAUCAGCCGCGUGUAACUUCUCUGCUUACCUGAGUCAGCGGGAGCAGAGACCUCCAGUGGAGGUGCCCAAAUCUGUGCAGCUGUUUAUGAACAAGGACCCCGACCCUCCAGCUAAGCUUGUGCCGGGACCACCCAGACAUGGCCCCCCUGUCCCCAGGGGGGUGGUGUUUGAGUCCCCGGAGCACAAGCCCAGACCAAACCAGCGCCAGCAGGAAGACCGUGACAAGACUGGACCCCCUCUAGACAAGCAAGAGCCCCAGUGCCAGGACCCUGAUUUCCCACACAAAGUGCUGGGAGACUGCAGCAGAGCUGUCAUCCAGGUAGCAGUUAGGCGCAGAAAGAAACCCCCUCAUUCACUUGCUUCUUGCGAAAGGAAUAGAAAGCAGAUGAAGCUGGAUGAUGUGUGGUGUAGGAAUGGACUCCGUUCUCCAACACAGGCUUCAGGUAACACACUUGAGGACAACCCAACCCUGAAGUCUUCCUGCAAGCUGUUCACUCCCCCUAAGAGACUCAAUGAGUUGAAAGCAGAGGACGGAGACGACAGUGGGCUGCAAGAGCCGUCAAGAAGAGAUGCAGGCUGCAACGCAGAGGGUCUGGUGUGCCGUGCUUGGCAGGGAGUCUCCCUGAGGCCGUGGAAAGCUGAGAACGAGUCUGUGAGGCCGAGUGGGAGCGGCGGGCUUGUGAGGGGAUCUGGAGCCGAGGCAGAGUCAGCCUGGCUGUCUAAGAACACUGAAGCUGAAACCUGUCUUGAGCACACAAGAAACGCAGUGCCUGAAAGACAGCCUGUAGAUAGAGCUGGAUCCACCAGCCUCUCGAAGCAAGCAGGUCCGCCUUCGUUUCCAGAGUCUGCUGAUUUUAUGACAGGAGCGCCGGUCCGAGCUGCCAGUUGCAAGGCUCUUGCAGUUAUUUCCAGUCACCUUGCGGAGAAGUACCGUCUCGCCCCCUUCAAUCAUGCGGGGCAGCGGAAACCAACGUUCGAUGAGCUUGUGGAAAGAUGCACCGGGACGUCCCAGAGCUCCUGAAACGCAACGGAGAUGAAACCCUUUUGUUGCAUCAGGUCCAGCUCAAUCUGUUCUACAAUGGCAGUACCUAAGAGAGGAAGCUGUUGGAAGCUCUUCUCUGUGUACCGGAGCCUGGGUAGUCCUCUCUGUGCUUGUAAAUCUUAUCUCGACUCCGAGUCGCUGAACACUGUGAGGUGUGGCUGCAGUGUGGUAACUGCUGUUACACUGUGUGCUGUUCGCAGUGCUGGAAGAGCAGGCUGCGAUUUGAACACUCUGUGAUUUUCAAGUUAUUUCGGUGUAGAUUUGGUCUUGAUUAAGUAGUCUUGUUAAACUGGGUUGUUCUGAAGCUCAGCAUCUUGUGCUUUUGGUGCAAAAAAAAAAAAAAAAAAAAGAUGAAACUAACCUGUGCCAUUACUUUGUCCUGGGCUGGGAGAGAGCAGUAUGCACUGUUUUGUAAGUUGUUAAAUACUGCAUUAGUGCAUUAAAUACUGUUUUUAACACUUGUAUCUUCAUUGUGUCUGAUUGUCUUUGUCUAGUAUAGGUACAGUGCUGUACUGUGGUGUUUAGAGCCACUGCUGUACCUGAAUGUGUUCAUUUAUAACGCCCCGUCAUUAAUAAAGCAUCUAUACUGUAGUAUAGCCUCUCCCUCGGAGACGCAGUAUUUUCACAUAUUCGAUGGACUCCUGGAAGCAGUUCAGUGGGAUGGGACUGGUUCUGCUGUAGACUUGACUUACUGUUUAUAUUCAUUGGUAUUCAUUUCAAAGUUAUAGAGAUUUUCAUACAUUAUUCAAUUACAAUUCACAACGCACUGCCCUUAACACAGCAUUUAAAAUCUGCUUUAGGGUCCGAUUUUUCAAUUGGAUUUUAUAUGAACUUUAUAUAACAGCCAGACAGUUUGACUGCAGCAGGGACGGGAAUAAGACUCCCAUUGCAGAGCAGUUCGAUCCAAGCCUGGUUUUGCUGUGACUUUAAUAAGGCACACCUGAGCUUGUUACUUGCUUGUUACACUCUGAGGCUAAUCAAGCUCAUAGUAAAACCUGGAAUGGGUGGAACUGCUCUGCAAUCGGACUCGCCUCUUCAUCUCUGGUACAGGUAGCAGAUCACUCCUGUACACGGGAGCAGUGCUUUUAAUAGGGGUUCCUGAAGUGUGUGUUUUAAAGUAACUCCUGAGCAUUGGGACAUGUACGAUUUUUCUUUUGCAAGGAAUUUGAACAGAAAGUGCAGGACAGAUGGUGGCACCUGCCUGCCUCGUUCUUAACGGCUCAGUGAAGCGAAACAAUCAUUUGAUUGUGAAGACAGCGUAGAGGGAAGAUGCGCUGUCAUCAUGCAUGUGUUACUCUGUGUUCCUGAUUGGACGCGGGUACAGCACGGAGGGGUGUGCUGGAGGUUUGGAGUGACAAGGGGCAGCACUCGUGCACGUGCUGUUAUUAGAUCAUUAAGUAUUAAGGGAUACCGAUCCCAGGUGUUAGCGGAAGGGCGUGACUGCGUUCCAAAGGGUUCUUCAGAAGAGCACAUGUUUACAGGACUGUACAGAACUCAAAGGUAUGACAAGCAAGAGAAAGCAGCACACAGGUCAACCCCAGUUCCCUUACAGGAGCCCCAAUAGCCCAAAAUUAAGCCGUGUGAACUGGCAGCUGCUAUUUUUGGAACAUACAGCUAUAGCCAAAAGUUGUGCAUCUCCUGUAGAAUGAACUAAUUUUGCUUCAUAAAGUCAAAUGAAGAAUGAUGUCACUUAUCAUAUAGAAUUACACACUGCUUUGUAGUUUUCCAUAUACUGAACACAAAACUGGCAAAU